AGAGAGAAUAUUUGAAGAGAGAGAAACUGAAGAUCUGAAAUCGAAGAACAAGGUAAGGUAAAACGAGCUCAAAAUUUCGGAAAAGUUUUUCUUUUUUCUUUGAUUUUGUGUGCAUAGAUUGAUAAAUAUGUCUCUGGGUGUGUAUGUGGGUUUAGAUUAGGGUUGGGUUAGAGUAGAUCGAAGGGGUUUUCUGGUUCUUCGUUGGAGUGGAAAAAUUUUCGGGGGUGUGAGGAUUGUGGAAACCCUAGUUUGAGUUGAUUUGAGGGGGGAGAUUUGGGUUUUUAUUGGGAGAUAGUAAAGCCCUUGUUUUUUUUUAUUGAUUUCAGGAGUGAAUUUUCUGAUAUAAGAAAAAUUAGGGUUUUGGUUGAGAUAGCAAAACCCUAGUUUUCUAUUUGGGAUAAUUGAUGUGUGUAUGGCUUCGGAGACAGUAGUUGGAGAAGGAAAUGAUGGAACUAGAGAGAAGCAGAGGUACAUGGAGAGCAAGGUGUAUACAAGAAAGGCAUUUAAGGGUCCCAAGAACAACACAACUAUAAACAAGAAUAACAACAGCAGUGUCAAUGACGAUAGCAACAACAAUUCCGCCAACAAUGUUCCUGUCUCCAUGACUGCAGUACCAGUGAACGAUGAGAAUGAAAAGAAUAAUGUGAAUGACUCAGUAAAGGGACCUCUUCAAGCUCUGCCUUCAGAAGAUGCUAAUUCGGCUCAACAACAGCUCCUUUCUUGCAUGGAUAUUGCUGCUUCCAAUGACUCUUCGAGUCUUAACAGGCAGCAGAGCGUGGCAGAGAAUGGCACGGUGAAGCCCAGUGAAGAGAACCAGCUAAAAAUAAAUUUGGCGUCAACUCCUAAGCAGGAGAUUCGUCAACUGAGAAGGAAGCUAGAGAGUGAGCUUGAUAUGGUGAGGAGAUUAGUGAAGAGGAUUGAAGAGAAAGAGGGGCAGAUUAGUGAGGUCAGUAAUUCACACAUUUUACCACAUGAUGGUGUUGAUAAUGGACAGAGGAUUCAAUUGGAAGUUGCUUUGGUUGGCACUCCUCAUGAACCUGUACGGCAGUCAAGGCCUUUGAACCAGCUGAAUAUUUCAGUGCUGGAGAAUACUCAGGGUGUUGUUGAAAACGUGGAGAAGGAAAAGAGGACACCUAAGGCCAAUCAGUUCUAUAGAAAUUCUGAAUUUUUGCUGGCCAAAGAUAAAUUUCCAUCAGCUGAGAGUAACAAGAAAUCAAAGGUGAAUGGAAAGAAGCAAGGAGGAGGUGAUUUGACACAUGUAUUUGGUAUGGGUAGCAAAAUCUUUAAGAGUUGUAGUGCUCUGCUUGAAAGGCUGAUGAAGCACAAGCAUGGGUGGGUGUUCAAUGCUCCUGUUGAUGUACAAGGUCUGGGUUUGCAUGAUUACUAUAGCAUUAUUAAGCAACCAAUGGAUUUGGGCACUAUUAAAUCGAGGCUCAACAAGAAUUGGUACAAGUCCCCGAGAGAGUUUGCAGAGGAUGUGAGACUUACGUUUCGCAAUGCUAUGACAUAUAAUCCAAAGGGCCAAGAUGUUCAUAUCAUGGCUGAGGAGUUGUCAAAGAUAUUUGAGGACAAAUGGGCUAGUAUAGAGGCAGAUUAUAAUCGUCAAAGGUUCAGUACUGAAUAUGAGAUAGGUCUUCCACUGCUCACAUCAAGAAGGGCACCUUCAAUGCUUCCUCCUCCUCUUGAUAUGAGAAGGAUUUUGGAUAGAUCAGAGUCGAUGACAUAUCCUGUUGAUUUGAGACUCAAAUCCAUGAGUACUACUCCCUCAGGUAGAACCCCCACUCCAAAGAAGCCAAAGGCGAAGGAUCUUCAUAAGAGGGACAUGACAUUUGAGGAAAAGCAGAAACUUAGCAACAGCCUGCAGAAUUUGCCCUCAGAAAAACUGGACAACAUUGUGCAGAUUAUUAAGAAAAGAAAUUCGGCUCUCUUACAACAUGAUGAUGAAAUUGAGGUGGACAUUGACAGCUUUGAUACUGACACUCUAUGGGAACUUGAUAGGUUUGUUACUAAUUACAAAAAGAGUUUGAGCAAAAACAAAAGAAAAGCAGAGCUUGCUAUGCAAGCCAGAGCAGAAGCUGAGCAGGUUGUACCAGAAAAGGCCCCGGCCCCUGUUGUGGUGGUAGAAGUGCCCAAAGAAAAUAGAACAGAUGAAAGAAAUAUCUUAACUUUGACACCUGUUGAAGUCGAAAAACAGGGGGAUAAUGCAAGUAGGUCAAGCAGUUCUACCAGUUCUACAAGUGAUUCAGGAUCUUCUUCAAGUGACUCUGAUAGUGAAAGUUCCUCUGCAUCUGGGUCUGAUGCUGGGCGUUCACCUAGGUCUUGAUCAUAUCUAUUCAGAUCUCAAGAAUUUAGGGUAGGUGGUGAUCCAUUGUGAUUCAAAGUAGCAUUUGGUGUAGAUCAAGGUUCUUGUUGCUGUCAAGGAUCCAACUUUCGGCAAUAGGAAAAAGAUGUCUGAUUAUUGCUGUUCAUAGGAGCCAACUGAACCCUGCAAGUCGCUUAAUUGUAUUCUUAGAAAUUUGUAUAAUACUGGUAGAAUGUGGUGAUGAUUAGUUAGGCUCGGGUUGGUUUCACGUAGCAUGUGUACAUUGCUAACUAAUGCUACUCAAUAGCUUCGACGACUCCCUUUUGGUUCUUUUGUAGCAGAUUAUAGGAUUUCUUCUGUUAUAUACAGAAAGUAAUCUUGUAAUUCAAAUUUCUAGAAGUCAUGAUUUCCUCACUUGAAAUGAUAUGAAUCUGUAAGUUCUGUUCGGUAGGUAGUCGACGUGUAGUUAUCCCAGAAUCUAGUACAUGGUGUUUCGGGUUUUAUAUCUAUGAUGUGUGAUAUAGUAACUAGGACCAUUCAUACUUGAUUCAAACUAAUUUAGUUAUGGUAAUUUUUGUAAAUUUUAUAUCUUUUUUAUUUGGAUAGAAUGUUUAAUUUUUUUUAUAGUGACGUUGGGUGUAAUUAAUUUUUACUGUACUUUAUAUCUUUCUGCAUUCGUAUGAAAAAUUUUUGUCUUUUUUUUUCUAUUUGUCAUUAUUUUGAUAGUAAUUAUUUUUUAUUAUAUAUUUGUAUGAAAAAAUAUAUUUGGUUUCAUUAUAAAAUCAAUUUUUUUGA
Molecule: messenger RNA, 3097 nt
Organism: Rubroshorea leprosula
Lineage: Eukaryota; Viridiplantae; Streptophyta; Magnoliopsida; Malvales; Dipterocarpaceae
Source: the annotation of a GenBank genome assembly